AGUUCUCUCUUUACACUGAGCACCCCAUAUCUACUAGUCUUCAAGAGAUACAGUUUGUCUUUUCUUGUAGCUGUUUGGUCAUACUGAUAUGUAAGUUUAGGUGUUUUAUAGAUUUAUUAGAAGCAAAGAUAUACCAGAGGUAGAUUGCCUUGUAUAGAGCACUGAUAAGACUACAGAGUAAAUAAAAUGCAUUCAGGUACAACUGGAGCCAUGGAGAAUUCCUCAUCAGACAAAGUGACCAUCAACAACCCAGCAGACAUCACCAUCAUUGUUGGAUAUUUCAUCAUGGUUAUUGGUGUUGGCAUCUGGUCCAUGUCUCAGGCCAAUCGAGGGACAGUUGGAGGAUAUUUCCUGGCAGGACGCACCAUGACGUGGUGGCCAGUCGGUGCAUCUCUGUUUGCCAGCAACAUUGGUAGCGGUCACUUUGUGGGCUUGGCUGGUACUGGGGCAGCUAGCGGCAUCGCUGUGGGAGGUUUUGAGUGGAAUGCACUGUUCAUCGUGCUGCUGCUGGGCUGGUUGUUUGUACCCGUCUACCUCACAGCUGGGGUGAUCACGAUGCCUCAGUACCUGAAGAAGAGGUUUGGAGGGACCAGGAUCAGCCUUUAUCUCUCUGUUAUCUCUCUGUUCCUCUACAUUUUCACCAAGAUCUCAGUGGAUAUGUUUUCAGGAGCUGUGUUUAUCCAGCAGGCAUUAGGCUGGAACAUCUACGUGGCCGUCAUCACCCUUCUGUUAAUAACAGCCUUGUACACCAUUACAGGUGGCCUGGCUGCUCUCAUGUACACUGACACAUUUCAGACCUUUGUCAUCAUUGCCGGGGCCUUUGUCCUCACGGGUUUCUCUUUUGCUGAAGUAGGAGGCUACAACGCUUUGCUGGCCAAAUACAGCUCUGCUACACCUACUCACGUCUCCUCUAUGGAUCCUGAGCACUACAACAUCUCAGCCCACUGCUACACCCCCCGACAGGACGCCUUCAGCCUGCUGAGGGACCCAACCACUGGGGACCUGCCCUGGCCAGGAGUGGUGUUUGGGAUUGCUAUAGUGGGAGGCUGGUACUGGUGUACAGACCAGGUGAUAGUCCAGCGGUGCCUUGCGGCUCGUAGUCUGACCCAUGUGAAGGCUGGUUGCAUCAUGUGUGGCUACCUGAAACUGCUGCCCAUGUUCCUCAUGGUGUUCCCCGGCAUGAUCAGCAGGGUCCUCUACCCAGAUGAGGUUGGCUGUGUUGUCCCUGAGGUAUGUGAGAGGGUGUGUGGGACCAAGGUGGGCUGCUCCAACAUUGCUUACCCUAAACUGGUGGUGUCAGUCAUGCCAAAUGGUUUGCGAGGUCUGAUGCUGGCUGUGAUGUUGGCUGCUCUCAUGUCCUCUUUGGCCUCCAUCUUUAACAGCAGCAGCACUCUGUUCACCAUGGACAUCUGGACUCGUAUCAGACCACUGGCCACUGAGCGUGAGCUCAUUAUUGUAGGCAGAGUUUGGAUUCUGUGCAUCGUAGCCAUCAGUAUCUGUUGGAUCCCGGUUGUCCAGGCAGCUCAGAGCGGUCAGCUGUUUGAUUACAUCCAGUCAGUCUCAAGCUAUCUGGCUCCGCCUAUCGCCUCAGUCUUCUUCCUAGCUGUGUUCGUUAAGAGAGUCAAUGAAAUGGGUGCAUUCUGGGGCCUGAUAGGAGGGCUGGUGAUGGGUCUUUGUCGGAUGUUUCCCGAGUUCUGGUUCGGUACCGGCAGCUGCAUUUUCCCCUCCAACUGUCCUUUCUUGGUGUGUGGGAUUCAUUACCUCCACUUUGCAAUCAUACUCUUCUUCUGUACAUCAGUGCUGGUACUGAUAGUCAGCUACUGCACCCAGCCUAUAGACGAUCAACACCUCCAUCGUCUGGUGUUCAGCCUGCGUCAUUCCAAAGAGGAGAGGAAGGAUUUGGACUUGGAGCAAGAGGAGAAAGAGAAAAGAGCCUGUAGCGAGGCUGAGGAGAGGAGGAGUGAGAAUAACAACAGUGAUGCAGUAACUGGAGAGGAAGAAAAGUCUGGUAUCUGGCGUCUAUUUGGUCGGUUCUGCAGCAGAGGAAGCCACCAGGUCCGCGAGCAAGACAAGCCUGAGGCAUCAGAGACGACGCCCAACAUCAGCGAGGACCCGGUGUGGAAGUACACUGUGGAUGCUAAUGCUGUCAUUAUGAUGGCUGUAGCAGUUUUUAUGUGGGGUUACUACGCUUAACAAUCUUCUCAAUUCUAGUUGAAAGUGAAUGCGAUUAGGGUUAAUCACUUUGUCAGUUCAAUCUUCAAAGAACUGAAAGACAGGUGUUCCCAUCUGUUAGUAAUUACUUGUCACUGCACUGGAAAUCGUAGAUAAACUUUAUACUGCUAUAAACGGAGGUUCAAAACAGGUAGUCAUGCGAUAUACUAAGAACAGUCUCAUUUCUCUGUAGAGUGCUAUAGGAUAGGUUGUGAUCCUUAACUGCAUUCCUGUUUUUUAGGAGCAUGUGUAAUGCAGUCUAAAAAUGCUUUUAUCAUGUUAGAAUGCCAUUACUGUAUACUGUUACAUGUUGAUUCAAUCACAAGUCAAGCCGCACCUGCAAAGAGCACUGAAAUCAGAGGCGUGAGAAGAAAAUAUUAUAAUUUAGAAAGUGGGUAAAAUGUAAACUUAAUAAAGCCUGAAGUUGCACCAUGUACCCUCUUGGUCUUCCCUUAAAACUUUGGCUCAAGAUAUCAAUAAACAGUAUGAAACCAAGACACUUUACAUUGCCCACCUACAUAUUAUAUACAAAAGAGCAAUGUUAUGUCAGACACUAAUUAAUACUCAGGGGUUUAUUUUGUGGGUUGAAGUGAAUUUACAGGUC
This is a messenger RNA of Scatophagus argus, 2815 nucleotides long. RefSeq names its product solute carrier family 5 member 2 (gene slc5a2). The record is from RefSeq and is a predicted model, not a curated record. Gene Ontology annotation, biological process: sodium ion transport; transmembrane transport. Gene Ontology annotation, molecular function: D-glucose:sodium symporter activity. Gene Ontology annotation, cellular component: plasma membrane. Bases 187 to 2193 code for a protein of 668 amino acids. Lineage: Eukaryota; Metazoa; Chordata; Actinopteri; Scatophagidae. The transcript has 15 exons.